This is a messenger RNA of Anguilla rostrata (American eel), 1704 nucleotides long. RefSeq names its product transmembrane protein 147 (gene tmem147). The transcript is spliced from 7 exons. The coding region runs from base 381 to 1313 and encodes 310 amino acids. The record is from RefSeq and is a predicted model, not a curated record. NCBI's taxonomy places the organism in Eukaryota, Metazoa, Chordata, Actinopteri, Anguilliformes, Anguillidae.
UUUUACCGUAAUACAGUAAUAUUUGAAAACUUACUGCAGUUAAAACAUAAUGAUAAAUUUGAAUGCAUGUGUAAAGUGAAUAUAUUUCUAUAAACGUUUUGUAGCGUGAUGAGUGGUGGCUAGCUAGGCUAGUGUUAGCUGUCAUUCCGUUUCCAUGUCCCUUCCUCUGACUAUGGAAGCUAGUAGCAAGCUAUUAGCCACAGUUACGAUCCAACGCUACGUUACUUUAGUCGACGUUUACCAACAAAUAUCUAUCUGAUGGGUAGUUAUUUAGUUGUAUCUUGGCGUGUUAUUAUUUUGCCAUAAUGAGCGUUCAUACAUGUUGGCUAGACUACAGUCGCUAGAUCGUGAGUGUUUUUGUUCCCGGAUAACUGAAGAAAAUGACGCUUUUUCAUUUCGGAAAUUGUUUCGCUUUGGCGUAUUUCCCGUACUUCAUCACCUACAAAUGCAGUGGACUAUCGGAGUACAAUGCAUUUUGGAGAUGUGUACAAGCUGGGGCUACGUAUCUUUUUGUGCAGCUCUGUAAGAUGCUGUUUCUUGCCACGUUUUUCCCAACUUGGGAAGGUGGGGCUGGUGUGUAUGACUUUGUUGGGGAGUUUAUGAAGGCUACUGUGGACCUGGCGGACCUGCUGGGCCUCCAUCUGGUCAUGUCCAGGAAUGCUGGGAAGGGGGAAUACAAGAUAAUGGUGGCGGCCAUGGGCUGGGCCACGGCAGAACUGGUCAUGUCAAGGUGCAUCCCGCUGUGGGUCGGGGCGCGGGGAAUCGAGUUCGACUGGAAGUACAUUCAGAUGAGCUUCGACUCCAACAUCAGUCUGCUCCUGGUUCAAGCGAUGGUCCUGUCCCGCCUGGACUACUGCAACUCGCUGCUGGCUGGUCUGCCAGCAUCCGCCAUCAGACCCCUGCAACUCAUCCAGAAUGCUGCAGCGCGUCUGGUCUACAACCUCCCCAGACAUUCCCAUGUCACCCCCCUGCUCACUGACCUCCACUGGCUGCCUGUUAUGGCUCGCAUCAAAUUUAAGACUUUGGUGCUUGCAUACCAGGCAGCUAAGGGGUCAGCACCAGGAUACAUCCAGAGGAUCAUCAGACCAUACACACCAGCCAGACCUCUCCGUUCUGCCACCUCUGGACGCUUGGCACCUCCCCCUCUUCGGGUCUGUACUUCCCGCUCGUGUCUGCUGUCUGUCCUGGCCCCUCGCUGGUGGAAUGACCUCCCCGUGGCGGUCACAACAGCAGAGAAUCUGACUACCUUCAAACGCAGACUAAAGACUCAUCUCUUCAGGCUGCACCUCUCCCCACCCCUCCCUGGCCUAUAGUUUAGCUCACUGUACCUAGUUAGGCUAAUGCGAUCACUUUAGUUUUUAUUUGGCAGGAUUGUUUUUGUCUAAUUCUGAUUAGGCAAAUGUGAUUUCAGUGCUAGGCAGGACUUGGCAGGAAUGUUUGUUUGUUUGUUUGCUGACCAGGUUACCCUACAGGGGUGGAGUCCUGAUCUAUGUGGUCACUUCUGGCACUACGAUCUUCACUCUAGUGUGUUUCUUUUGCACCUCUGCACCUUGAACUAAUGCACUUGUUGUACGUCGCUCUGGAUAAGAGCGUCUGAUAAAUGCCUGUAAUGUAAUGUAAUGAUAAGGGCGUGCUGUGGGAGUGAGGGAAUGCAGGAAAGGUGACGGGACUGGCGAUGACUGCAUUGGCGCCUGAAGGUUGCGU